CAAACUCCAUCAGUUUAAAAAUAAAUAAUGCGGUUGGAGGGAGAAACUGUGGCUUGAAGGGGAAAAGAGAAACAGGCCGAUGGAUAUAAAAAUUAUAAAUGUUAAGAGAAGAAGGGUAGCAGGAAUGUUUCGGCGCGGGGUUAUGACGUCACGGAGUCCCACAGACUGGUUAUUUUGACUCGUUCAGGUCCGGACAGUCACCGACCAACAUCGGCCCAAACUGCAAGCCAUGUGUCUGCUGCUGGGAGUUACCGGGGUGGGGAAAACUCUGCUGCUCAAGAGACUGCACAAUAUGUGUUCGAAAGAAAGCACUGAGGAACUGGGUCAGCCUCCCCCUACACUACCCACGGUGGGAACUAAUCUAACUGACCUCGUGGUUAACAAGAGGAGAUUUACCAUUCGGGAACUAGGAGGCUGCAUGGCCCCCAUCUGGCCAAGUUACUACAGAGAUUGUGAGGCUGUGAUUUUUGUGAUCGACGCCGCAAAUCCCACUCAGGUUUCCUCGUCCUGCAUUCAGCUCCUCUCGCUCGUAGCUGCUGAACUGCUCCAACAAAUACCAGUCCUAAUUCUCUUCAACAAAGUUGAUCUGCCCUGCUCCAUGUCACGUGUGGAAAUGAAAAGCCUGUUCAGGAUGGAUGACAUAAUUGCCUGUGCGAAACAGCACAUCAGCAUAAUGGAAGUUAGCGCGUGGGAUGGCACUGGGCUGGAUGAGGUCUUAAAAUGGAUUUAUUCACACAAGGGCAGACGCCUUACCGUGCCAUAGACAGAACCCUCCAUCCCACGGAGCUGUGAAUACUCACAGCAGGUAGAGGAGAACCCAGAGAGAGGAGAUACUGAGGGAAUGUGACAGUCGACUCAAAGCAAUUGGAAUGGAGGAGGUUGACACUGUCCCCUGGAACUGGAGAUGUAAACUCUGGACUGGAAUGAGAAGGACUUUGCAAGAGAGUGAUGUAUCCUAUACAGUGAUUCAAGUUGUUCGAGUUAUGAACAGAAGCAAUUUGAGACACUAGGUAGUACCUGUUUCCUUAGGCAUUCAUGCAGGAAGCAAACAGAAGCGAUGGUGGAAUCAGCAACACAGUUACGUCGAAGCAGGAUCAAGUGAUCAUCCACACCAGCUUCAUUUUAAACGAUGCCAGGCUUUUGUGGUCACACCUUGUGUAAGUUGACACUGUCCUUUUGCAACUCAAACCACAGCCACAAAAAUCAGCUCGUUCUAAAAGUUCCUCUUAUUAAAAUCAAUUUAAACCUUGCUGUAUA
Molecule: messenger RNA, 1257 nt
Organism: Stegostoma tigrinum
Lineage: Eukaryota; Metazoa; Chordata; Chondrichthyes; Orectolobiformes; Stegostomatidae
Gene: arl16
Product: ADP-ribosylation factor-like 16
Exons: 5
Coding region: 230-763 (177 amino acids)
Molecular function (GO): GTPase activity; GTP binding
Source: RefSeq, a predicted model, not a curated record